UUUAUCGCUUCUUUUAUAUCUAUAAACGAUUGAAGAACUGUAGCUGAUCAUUGUUGUACGACUUGCCAGGAAAUCUAUCUUGCUUGAGCUAUUUUUUUUAAAAAAAAUUAAAUUUAGCGUGAAAUGGAUAAUGACAAUGAUUUCACCUUUUGCCAGGUGGGAUUGCCUGUUGAUAAAAAUGGACUCGAGGCGGAGAAUCUUGCAUCGGAUAUUGGGGGCAUAAUUAUUAAAGAUGGAUUUUCCAACGGCACUAAUAGUAGUCAGGGUGGUGGUGUUGUGUGGAGAGAUAGCUUGCCUGAUGCUGAUUCCAAGAACGAGAGAACCGUUGGUUCUCUGUCUUUCAAUGUUAUUGAUGCAUCAGCUCGGGGAGAGUCAAGUGGAGUUCCUAGACAAGUGGCAUCUGGAAAUGCUGGAACUUCAGCUAAGAAUUUUGAUGAAAAGAAAGUUUCUGCUAGGAAGCCUGUGGCUCGGAGUAAGGUUCCAUUUGAGAAAGGUUAUAGCCAAAUGGAUUGGCUUAAACUCACUCGAACUCAUCCUGAUCUUGCAGGAUUGACGGGACAGUCCAACAAGAGGCUUAUUUCCAUGGAUGAAGUUAAACAACACCAAACAGAAGGAUCCAUGUGGACUGUUUUAAAAGGUCGUGUCUACAAUUUGUCUCCAUACCUCAAGUUUCAUCCAGGAGGUGUUGAUAUACUGAUGAAGGCAGUAGGAAAAGACUGUACAUCUUUAUUCAACAAAUACCAUGCCUGGGUGAAUGCUGAAUUCUUGCUGGAGAAGUGCCUUGUGGGCACUUUGGAUGUAGGUCAGUGAAGGCAGCUUUUCUUAGCCGUUUUGACGUGAUGAUCUGGUGAAGCAAAGUUAAAUCUGUAAUUUUCCUAUUGAAACUUUGUAAGCUUAUCAUGGCAGUUAUGUCCUAACAUUUUUUGGAUAGGGGCAAUAACACUAUCCCGGUUGGCUGACAGGGUUCCUUGUAUUUGUUACGUACAAGAUUGUCAUCCGCAGCAUAAAUGUAUUAACAUUAUUGAUAUGAUAAAUAAUUAUGUGCACACACUUCUCUGUGAAAUUACUUUCA
Messenger RNA from Populus euphratica (Euphrates poplar), 1072 nucleotides. Its product is annotated as cytochrome b5 domain-containing protein RLF-like. The record is from RefSeq and is a predicted model, not a curated record. The transcript is spliced from 5 exons. The coding region runs from base 124 to 810 and encodes 228 amino acids. Gene Ontology annotation, molecular function: heme binding; cytochrome-b5 reductase activity, acting on NAD(P)H. Gene Ontology annotation, cellular component: cytoplasm. NCBI's taxonomy places the organism in Eukaryota, Viridiplantae, Streptophyta, Magnoliopsida, Malpighiales, Salicaceae.